Messenger RNA from Olea europaea var. sylvestris, 737 nucleotides. RefSeq lists its product as uncharacterized. The record is from RefSeq and is a predicted model, not a curated record. Bases 122 to 427 code for a protein of 101 amino acids. Lineage: Eukaryota; Viridiplantae; Streptophyta; Magnoliopsida; Lamiales; Oleaceae. The transcript is spliced from 2 exons.
CCUACUCCUUUUCCUUCCUCCUUCCACCUGUUUUCUCCUCCCAUUUGUGCAUCAAAGCACAUACCAGCCACCCUAUCGGCUAUCACCACCGCAAUCCGCCACUCUCUCCACCUUUCAAACAAUGAGAUCCGCCGCCUUAUACUACACUGGAUGUGAGGAUGAUCAGUACCAGCCCCAUUUUCUUGAUUCGUGCUCUCUUUGCCGCAGAACACUGAACCAUAACAGGGACAUUUUCAUGUACAGAGGGAACACACCAUUUUGCAGCCAAGAGUGCAGACAAGAACAAAUUGAGAUAGAUGAGGCCAUUGAGAAGAAAUGGAAGCUCUCUUCUUCAAAGAAAUCAAAUUCUGUGAGAAAAACUACUGAUUCUGCUAAAGAAACUGACACCAAGAAAGCUGUGAGGACAGGGACGGUUGCUGUUUCUUGAUACAAGAUCAAGAAAAUUACUCUUGAAAUCUUGAUUUUACCAAGGCCUCUUUCUUAUGCAGCAAAAAUAAUGAAGAUUUUUCACAAUCUGUAAAGAAAUGAUGGGUACAGGAAGGGAAGAAGAUCCAUCACCCAAUUUUGAUUAUUUUCUUGUAUUGUUUUAUCUUUUAUUUUUCAGUUCCCAAGUGCGAUUUCAGUGUGUCGUCCAUUACGGGGCAUAAAUAUUGUAUUCAUGAUAUAUAAAUGUUUCUAAUUAAUGAUAAACCUUAGAAUUAAGGUUUUGAUUAAUCUAUAUUCUGAGUUUUGGAAUA